ACCCCGUACAUUCAGACUGCAGCACGUACGGUACACAGAAAGCUUCAAGGGGAGGGAGAAUCAAUAGAGGAGUGUGGUGAAGAUACAAUCAUGCACCCGAUCAACGCGGUGGCGCUGCUAUCCAUGGCAAUCAGGAACCGCCAAAACGCUGCCAUACUGGGGGCAGAGAUAGAAUUCGGGAAUUUUUGGUGGUUUUUUUACGCCGGGAUAUCGUGCCUGUUGGUGCUGUUCGCUGGGAUAAUGUCGGGCCUAACAUUGGGCCUUAUGUCUCUUGGCCUCGUCGACCUCGAGAUCCUCCAGCGCAGUGGCACUCCGACUGAAAAAAAACAGGCUGCUGCAAUACUUCCAGUGGUUCAGAAACAGCACCAGCUUUUAGUAACGUUGCUUUUAUGUAACGCUGCUGCAAUGGAGGCACUUCCAAUUUACCUGGACAAGAUUUUCAAUCAAUAUCUUGCCAUCAUACUCUCUGUGACCUUUGUUCUAUUUUUUGGGGAGGUUAUUCCUCAAGCCAUAUGCACUAGAUACGGACUGGCUGUAGGUGCAAAUUUUGUAUGCCUUGUGCGAAUUCUGAUGAUUAUAUCCUAUCCUAUUUCUUACCCAAUUGGAAAGAUUCUGGACUGUGCACUCGGACAUAAUGAAGCACUGUUUAGACGUCCUCAGCUGAAGGCACUUGUCUCUAUUCACAGCCAGGAGGCUGGGAAAGGCGGUGAACUCACACAUGAUGAGACAACAAUUAUUAGUGGAGCGCUGGAUCUGACAGAGAAGACUGCUGAGGCGGCCAUGACACCAAUUGAGUCAACAUUUUCAUUGGAUGUCAAUUCAAAAUUAGACUGGGAAGCAAUGGGUAAGAUUUUGGCUCGUGGUCAUAGUCGAGUUCCUGUCUAUUCUGGGAACCCAAAGAAUAUUAUUGGACUUUUAUUGGUAAAGAGUCUUCUCACAGUAAGAGCAGAAACAGAGACGCCAGUGAGUGCUGUUUCUAUUCGAAGAAUUCCACGUGUUCCUGCAGAUAUGCCCCUGUAUGACAUACUGAACGAGUUUCAGAAAGGUAGCAGUCAUAUGGCAGCUGUGGUGAAAUCUAAAGGGAGAAACAAAAAUACUCCAUCUACUGUGCAGAGGUCCGAGGAGAGUGGAGUUACGAAUGGGAAGUCAGACUUAACCACUCCAUUGUUAUUGAAAAAAGAAGAGAAGGCAGAUGUUGUUGUUGUUGACAUUGAUAGGUUCUCACGGUCAACCUCCAGAAGUAACAGGACAUAUAAUGAUGCAGUUACUGAUGGAAUGGCCCCUGCAUCAGAGGACUCUGAAGAUGGUGGAGUUAUUGGUAUCAUCACAUUGGAAGAUGUAUUUGAAGAACUUUUGCAGGAGGAAAUUGUUGAUGAGACAGAUGAAUUUGUUGAUGUUCACAAAAGGAUACGUGUGGUAGCAGCUGCAGCUGCUUCAUCAGUUGCACGUGCCCCGUCAACUCGGAGGUUAAAUAGCCUGAAAGGAGCUGGAGGCCAAACUAAGCAAGGACAAACCCCCAAGAAAUCAGGCGAUGGUGACUCCAGUUCAACAAAGACUGCAAGCAAUUCUGUUGAGCCCCUUCCUGGAAAUAAUAAAUGAAGACUUCAAUAUUUUUGCUGGACCUCGCAACCGUCCAUAGAGGUAUUGUAAUUUGGUGUAAGGAAUGGAGACUAGUCCUUGUGUAGUAGCAUUGUACAACUUCAAUAGUACAUAUUAUCCUUUAUAAGUUGAUCCAUAAUUUUGCUAUAUAAUAAAGUUGAAUCAGAGGUUGCCAAGUGCAAUAUAUCGUUGGCUCUUUUGAGCUAUAUGUAUCAAUUUGGGAAGAGAUUGCUUAAGUUUGGUUUACUGUUGAUCAGUAAGCCAAAUAUGUGUCAGUUCCUUCUUCAUACUCUGGUGUUUGGUAGUUAACGAAGUACAGGGGAAUACUCAAGAUUGACAUAGGGUCAUCUUGUUAUUCGUUAUUUUUCCUGGUUAUAUAAGGCCCCAAAUACUGAACAUCAUGGGGGCUGUUUUAUGUUUAUGUCAUUUGGUCAAUGUAUGUCCAGCUGGACAUUAUUCAUUCUUAACAGCAAUAAUAAACAAUGUACAAAGUAAAACUACAAAUAUAGUUGAAAGUUUUGCUGCCAUUGUUCC
Sesamum indicum (sesame) is the source of this 2133-nucleotide messenger RNA. Its product is annotated as DUF21 domain-containing protein At4g14240. Lineage: Eukaryota; Viridiplantae; Streptophyta; Magnoliopsida; Lamiales; Pedaliaceae. Gene Ontology annotation, cellular component: cytoplasm. Gene Ontology annotation, biological process: magnesium ion homeostasis; intracellular manganese ion homeostasis. The record is from RefSeq and is a predicted model, not a curated record.